This is a messenger RNA of Pistacia vera, 506 nucleotides long. RefSeq names its product NADH dehydrogenase [ubiquinone] 1 alpha subcomplex subunit 1. Bases 72 to 266 code for a protein of 64 amino acids. Lineage: Eukaryota; Viridiplantae; Streptophyta; Magnoliopsida; Sapindales; Anacardiaceae. The record is from RefSeq and is a predicted model, not a curated record. The transcript has 3 exons.
AAUGAAAGAGGAACACAGAGAGCGAUAGGCACCGUAAAAACAGUAGUUGUGUUUGAAAGAAGAAGAAGGAGAUGUCGUUGGUGUGGUUAGAAGCAGCUUUGCCACUGGGAAUAAUUGCUGGAAUGCUUUGUGUUAUGGGGAACGCUCAGUAUUACAUUCACAGAGCUGCUCAUGGACGGCCCAAGCAUAUCGGUAACGAUAUGUGGGACGUCGCCAUGGAGAGAAGGGACAAGAAGCUCGUUGAUGCUGCCGCUUCUUCUAAUUAGGAGGCUUCGCCAGUGGAUUUGGGAAGGAUGAAUAAGUGCUCAUCGUAUAUUCCAGCUUAGCUUAUGAAGAUUGACGAGCAGUUGUCUUCAUAUCUAUUUACUUUUCUUUUGUAUGUGAAUCUGCAUACAUUGUGAACUGUUUUUAAGGAUAAAUGUCUUUGUCUGCCAUCGAAAUUACUUCUUAAUUGGAUUGUUGGAGCUUUAUUGAUAUAAAAAAUGGUCGUGCUUACCAUCUUAAUG